Meleagris gallopavo (turkey) is the source of this 576-nucleotide messenger RNA. The record is from RefSeq and is a predicted model, not a curated record. NCBI's taxonomy places the organism in Eukaryota, Metazoa, Chordata, Aves, Galliformes, Phasianidae.
AUGUGCCCCCGCCUGGCUGCAGGGCCCCUCCACUUCUGAUAAACCGCACACAACGCACAGAUUCACCUUGGGAAACUUUCCCUUCUUCGCUUUUAUAUUUAUGCACUUCUUUCUUUUAUAGGCGUAUGUUUCCCAGUUACAAAGUGAAGGUCACUGGACUCAAUCCAAAAACGAAGUACAUACUGUUGAUGGAUAUUGUACCAGCGGAUGACCACAGAUACAAAUUUGCAGAUAAUAAAUGGUCCGUGACCGGAAAGGCAGAGCCGGCCAUGCCCGGCCGCCUCUACGUGCACCCCGACUCCCCCGCUACCGGAGCCCAUUGGAUGAGGCAGUUGGUUUCUUUCCAGAAGCUCAAGCUCACCAACAACCACCUCGACCCCUUCGGACAUGUGAGUACCGUGCUGGGAUACGGCCGGGAGACGCGGAUUUGUGCUUCACAGGGCGAUCGUGGGAUGCCACGCACAAUCGGGUCCCUACGAGUGGCAUCGCAUUGCCAAGAGCCACCGAACUUGUAGUCUAAAUCCAUUAUCUGUGUGGGGUAUUAUCUUCUCCCCUGGUAAAACGGGAUGAGCCCCA